Messenger RNA from Miscanthus lutarioriparius, 3111 nucleotides. NCBI's taxonomy places the organism in Eukaryota, Viridiplantae, Streptophyta, Magnoliopsida, Poales, Poaceae. The record is from the annotation of a GenBank genome assembly.
AUGAGGGCGGAUCUCAGCACCAUCCAGCAGACGCUCACGCCGGAGGCGGCGGCGGCGCUGGCGCGGGCCAUCGACGAGGCUGCGCGGAGGAGGCAUGGCCAGACCACGCCUCUCCACGUCGCCGCCGCGCUGCUCGCCGCGCCGGCCGGGCUGCUGCGCCAGGCGUGCGCUCGCGCGGCCGCCGCCGGUGCCGGACCUGGCGCCGGCGGUGGCGCCGGCGGUGCGCACCCGCUGCAGUGCCGCGCCCUCGAGCUCUGCUUCUCCGUCGCCCUCGACAGGCUGCCGGCCGCGGCCUCAGCGGCGGCGGCGCAUGCGGCGGGGCCACCUGUGUCGAACGCGCUCGUCGCGGCGCUCAAGCGCGCGCAGGCGCAGCAGCGCCGGGGUUGCCCCGAGGCCGCGCAGCAGCCGCUGCUCGCCGUCAAGGUCGAGCUCGAGCAGCUCGUCCUCUCCAUCCUCGAUGACCCGUCCGUAAGCCGCGUCAUGCGCGAGGCCUCCUUCUCCUCCUCAGCCGUCAAGACCACCAUCGAGCAGUCGCUCGCGUCGCCCUCGCCGCCGCCCUCCGCUGCCGCCGUCUCUACCCCGACGGUCGCCGCGACUACACCCCUGGCCCCCUCCCCCUCUCCGCUCCCGCGUGUCGGCCCAGCCAACGCCUACAUCAACCCUCGCCUUGCGGCCGUUGCAGGCGGCGGCAGGGACAACGCCUACAUCAACCCUCGCCUUGCGGCCGUCGCAGGCGGCGGCGGGGACGACGCGCGCAAGGUGCUCGACGUCAUGCUCAAGCCGGCGCGCCGCAACCCGGUGCUCGUGGGCGACGCCGGGCCGGACGCGGUGCUGAAGGAGGCGGUACGCAGGAUCCCGACGGCUGGCUCCCCUGCUCUUGCCGGAGCGAAGGUCUUGCCGCUCGAGGCGGACCUCGCCAAGCUCGCCGGCGACAAGGCCGCCAUGGCGGCGAGGAUCGGGGGCCUGGGCGCGGUGGUCCAGAGGCUCCUUGCGGACCACGGCGCCGUGGUUCUUGAUCUUGGAGAUCUCAAGUGGCUGGUGGACGGGCCGGCGGCAGCAGCGUCAGAUGGGGGCAAGGCGGUGGUGUCGGAGAUGGCGCGGCUGCUGAGGCGGUUCGGAAGCGGUAAGGUCUGGGCCGUCGGUACAGCCGCCUGCGCCACCUACCUCCGAUGCAAGGUCUACCACCCAACCAUGGAGGCCGAGUGGGACCUCCAGGCCGUGCCUAUCGCCCGCAGCGCGCCGCUCGCCGGCGCAGCUCUCAGGCCUGGAGGCACUGGAAUUCUGGGCAACUCAGUGGGGAUGUUAUCGCCUACGCUCCGCCCUAUGCCGUUGACACCAACAGCACUCCGAUGGCCACCUGGGGCAGGGAGUGACCAUCCUCUGAUGGCUAAGCCAGCCAUGUGCCUGUUUUGCAAGGGUAGCUAUGAUCGUGAGCUUGCUAAGCUCGCAGCGGAGCAGAAGGAAAAGCCAGCGUCACGCCCUGAGGCUGUUAAGCCUGGUUUGCCACACUGGAUGCAGCCCAGCAGUGAUCAACCACAGACCAAGGAGCAAGAGUUGAAACAGAAGGAGGCUGCCGAAGAGCUUGAGAAGAAAUGGCGUGAGACUUGCGCCCAUACCCAUGGUAACCGUGCUGGGGCGCCGGCUCUCUCCUUGCCGUUGGCUGCCUUAGCCCCACGCCCGCCCGUUGAGCCCAAGCUACAACUUGCCAGGGGUGGUGUUCCCACCCUUAAGAUGAACACCAACUGGGAGAAGCCUGAGGGUACCCCUACGUCUGAGCUUCGUAGGAGUCCGCCAGGCAGCCCAGUGAAGACUGACCUUGUGCUUGGUCCCUUGGAUCCUGGUGCUACUGUGGAGAAAGACCAGAAGGAAAAUUACACAGAAGGGCUAACUGCUAUGCAAAAGGCUAAGAUAGCUGGAAUCUCUGAUAUCGAGUCUUUCAAAAGGCUCCUCAAGGUGCUCACAGAGAAGGUCAGCUGGCAAUCUGAUGCUGCCUCAGCAAUUGCUGCUGUUGUAAUACAAUGCAGAACUGGCAGUGGGAAGCGGCGAAACAUUGGGACAAGAGGCGACAUAUGGCUCCUGUUUGUUGGUCCUGACCAGGCAGGCAAGAGGAAGAUGGUGAAUGCAUUGUCUGAGCAGAUGGUAAAUGCUCAACCAGUGGUUAUAAACUUUGGUGGUGACCCUCGUUUUGGCAAGGAUGGUAAUGCAGGUUUCUGGGGGAAAACAUCACUUGACCGGGUCACUGAGGCAGUUCGGCAAAAUCCAUGUUCAGUUAUCGUUCUUGAGGGCAUUGAUCAAGUGGAUGCUGUUGUGCGGGGAAAGAUCAAGCGUGCAAUGGAGACCGGUCGCCUGCCAGACUCCCGGGGCCGUGAGGUCAGCCUUGGUAAUGUCAUCUUUGUUCUCACCACAGAUUGGUUACCUGAGGAACUGAGGAGACCAAAGUUUGAAACAUUGCUCCAAGAUGAAGGAAGGAUGUUUGAGGUAGCAAGCUCUAAUUGGCAGCUAGAGCUUUCUAUUGGGGACAAGCUGGUUAAGCACCGAGCGGAUUGGCUAUGUGAUGAUGCUCGUCCAGCAAAGGUAGCCAAAGAAUUGUCCGGUGGGCAUGGUCUAUCGCUUGACCUCAAUUUAGCAGUUGGGGCAUUGGAUGACACUGAGGGCUCACGGAAUUCCAGUGAUCUCUCUGUGGAACAAGAUCAGGAGAAAGGGCACCUUGCAGUCAAGUGUUCAACACCAGCCCCUGACUGUGAUCUGUUGAAUCUCGUUGACGAUGCCAUUGUGUUUCGGCCAGUUGACUUUGCACCAUUUAGGAAGACUGUCACAGAUUGCAUAUCGGCAAAAUUCGACUCAGUCAUCAGGAGCAGCAACUCAUUCAGAAUCGAUGAAGACGCUGUUGAUCGGAUGGCUGGCAGCAUCUGGCUCACUGACGAGAAGCUUGAAGACUGGGCCGAGAAAGUGCUUAUGCCCAGCAUCGAACGAUUGUGGCGCAACGUGAAGCAUUACAACGGCCGUGCUGUUGUCCGUCUUGCAGCAGUCACCGACAAGGCAUUGCCAAGGUGGGGAGGGGGCCGAGAAGGGCUACCAGCGACGGUACCGAUCACCAUUGAUGGCAUGUAG